UUCAGAAUUAUAAAUAAUGUAGAACGUUUUCACCUUUAUUACCUGCCCAGACGGGCAAACGGGCAUGAACUAUAGUAUACAAACUUCCUUUUUUUGUUUUGUUAUUGUGAUAGUGCAGUAUGGUUUGGUUAAGAAACAAUGAGUUAGAGAUGGGAAAUCUGAACGGUAAAACUGAACAUGACGGAGAGGUUGAUGGUUUAGUGAAGAACGGAACCAAUGAACCCAAUGGAACUAAGGAUGGGGUAUUUAAUGAAUUCAACGAGGAUGACUUGCAUGACACAAGUAACGAAAGUAUUCAUGUUGACGAUGAAAUCACUAUAAAUAUCCGACCUCCAGGUUCACCUUCCAAACAAUUAAAAUCAACCUCGUUAAAUGAAAUUGAUGAAGAUAAUUCACACGCUGACUCCGUCCCAGUUCUGACCGAAGCUAACCCCACUCGAGAUUUUAAUGCCACAGUGCGCCAAGGAGGCACUGCCAGAGCUUUAACCUUUGAAGAGUUUAAUGUUGAAGAUAAGACUGAUAGAAUUACUAGUUCUCCAAAAGACAUUCACCUAAAACCAGAAAGGUGGAAGUUUAAAACCAGAAAGAAGAAGAAGAAAGGUGGAAGUAAAAAGAAUACUGAGGAUAUAAAAGUUGAUGAAGAAAUUAUACCAAAAACAGAAGUGCAAUCAGUAGAUCUAAAAUUGACAGAAGUUUGUGAAUCAAGUUUACAGCUCACUAGUGGAAACUCAGAAGAAAUGGCUCAAAAACUACGCAGAGUUUCGAUAAACCUUCCCCGAUAUACUUCUCCUAGUAAACAUGUUCCUGUUUAUCUUGAUAGCGCUGGUAACUCUGAACAAUCCAGCUCAGAGGAUGGACUCGCGAACAGACCUUCUGUCUGGAGAGAACCACUAGUCGAGUGUGAAGUAUGUGGAAGAGAAAUGUUGGGAAGGAAUAUACCCCGUCAUAUGCUAAUACACAAGAAGAGUAGGAAGUUUCAGUGUGUUCAAUGCAGUUUUAUAACUUUUGAUGUUCUUGAGUUGAAGAAACAUUAUCUCAAGCAUCACAAUCUGCCAAUGCCCUCAGUUUUGAAGCUAAUGCAGCAACUGUUAAAACCAGCUACGGCUAAGGUGGGAUCUAGAAGAACAUCAUUGGAUUCCGAGACUGGGAGCUCUGGAAGUUGUGAAAGUUCAGAUAAAUUGAUAACUCGGCGUUCAUCUAUAGCUACAGAAACUAUACAGCGAUCUUCUAUUCAGAUCAGACGAUCAUCCAAUCUAUCCGAUGUUGGAAUGAUCCGACGAUCAUCUAAUAACUCUGAUACGGAAAUAGCGAAGGAAAAAGUACCAAUUAUUAAAAGUGAAAAACCCUAUCAAAUUGAAAGUUAUGAUGCUGCAUCAGAACUCUCUGAAUCAUCAUGUGAAAGUAAUUCUGAUAUUGUGGAUUCCGUGAUAAGAGAUAUUCCGUACCUGAAAGUGCAUGAGCGAGUUAAACUAGACAAAGGAUAUCAUCCUUCUCAGAUCGGAGAACUUAUGAAAGUUUUUGCAUUAACUUGGCAUCCAAGUGUACCACAGAAGUUAAUUCUUGAAGAGAAGCUCGGUGUUCCGUUUACUAAGCUAAGAUACUGGUUCGAUAAUAACCGACGUAGAGUAUUAAAACUGCAGGAGAGAAAGAAAAACGAAGUUGUCAAAUUGGAGAAGACUCGUCCCCGUUCAGUACCUGAUCAGAGAUUAGAAAACAAAUAUUCAUCAACGGAUCCUGAUAAACAAGGUUGUUUGAGCCGUGUAAACCAGCUGACAGCUGAAGGUGAAGCUGUGUGUAUUGGUUCUGAAUCUGAUAUUUCCUACUGCAACAUGUGUAGGUUUACCUGUCCUAGCAGAGGGAACCUUUAUAAGCAUCUCAGUCUGCAUGGUUUGGAGUAUAAGAUCUGCUCCUCCAGAACCGAAGGUCCUGGUCCUGGUUGCAGAAAGAUUUUUACUCCGGAAACCUUUGAUAAGCAUAAGUGCAGUAAUGAUGCCCCAAUUCCUAUUGGUAAUUUCCCAUUAUUCAGGGAAGGAGUUAAACCUGUUGUUUCAAAUCAUGUUUCUGACACAGAGAAGGAUGAAGAAGAUUCAGAUUCGGAUACGGACCAAGAAGAUAAUGAUGAAAAUGACGAGGAAACUGAAGCUGAUCUAGUAGAUAAGCUCCUCAAGUCCGGGAAGGAGGUUUGCCUAGGGUAUGAUAUACCUGGAGAAUUGCAUCAAUGUAACUUCUGCCCUUAUUCCUGUCCUGUCAGAGGCAACCUUUACAAACAUAUUGGAUCUCAUGGUUUCCAGGAAAUCAAAUUCUGUAAAGAAAUCCGUGAAAACUCCAAAUUAUGUGACCCUACACAACGAGGUUGUAGGAAGAUAUUUCAUUUGGAUACAUACGACCUCCAUGUCUGUACUAAGGAUGACCCUAAGAGGUUGGGAGAUUUCAAAGUCUGUCGAGGUAAAAAUCCUAGAAUGAGAUCACCGCAGAAGUCAGAUCUGAUGAAGUCUCCUAAACUGAAGAAUAAGUCUAAGAAGAAAUUCUCUGUUCCUGAUGGCUCCCCAGCUAAGUUUUACUGUGAUGGAUACACACGUCUGUUUCAUAGAUUGGGUUCCAGGGAUAAACAUGCGUUUCCCAUGAACACGACGUUUCAACGGAACGGUCAGCUUGAGCUUGUUUACCUGACAGCAGGGCAGAUGCGGGCAGUUCGAGAGUUCUGUAUGGGUAGUGAGAAAUAUUUCUUGAAACCUCAGGCAGUUCCUAUCUGCUGCGAGUGCCUUGGUACAGAAGUGAGGAAUCCUCAAGGAGAACAUGAACCUCUUGUUUCCUGCUGGGGGUGUGGACAUUCAGUUCACCCCUCCUGUAGAGUUUACAGUACCGAGUUGGUGAGAUAUUUCGAGGAGAAUGGCUGGACCUGUGAUGAUUGUAAAUCCUGUAUAGUUUGUGAACUAUCACCUUCAGAAAGCGAGAAGUCAGAACAUCUGAUGAUAUGCGAAUAUUGUGAUCAAGGGGUCCACCACUCUUGCCUACACCCGCUACCUGACAAACGACCCAAGGUUUGGAACUGUGAUGAUUGUCGGAUAGCACGUGGAAUGCAGCCAAAUGGAAAUAUUAACAAGGCUAAACUUGAACUCCCUGAUGUUGUCAAGAAAACCGCAGCUAAGUCCUUUUUUGCAAACCGUUCUAUACUGGGAUUUGAUGAGGACAGUUGUGAGCCUUUACCUCCCCCCCUCUCUCCUCAACAACCUUUACACCACGGUAAGGAGAUCAUCAAUAUCUUAACAGAGGACGAGGGUUGCGAUAAGCUCAGUGCCCCUGCCUCCCCUGCUAAAUGUUUGUUUUCUCCGGAGAAGCCUUCUCAUCCCUCCCCGCCCCCUUCCCCGUCCAAACGAUCUUCUGCCCCUCCCUCUCCAGACAAGAGAACUCCAGUACAUGUAUCUCCUAGAAGAUCUCCUAGACCUGAAAUCCUUCCUGUUUCUGAAAUAUUUGCUCCUAAAGAAUUAACCUCGAUGAACGGAGGUGAAGAUUAUCUUGAACCUGAGAAUAAGCUCAUUAUCCAAUCUCCUGAGAAGAACAAGCGGAUUGAUAAACCUGAGGAAGAUUCCGACGAUCAACCAAGGAAGAAGAAAUCAAAAUCUGAAUUUAAGUCCAAAGAAAGCCAAUGUGAAUCUGAUUCUGAGGAUUUAAAUCCCCCAGACGAGAAUAUGGGCGGAGAAAUGAAAUCUGCACUUCAGCAUAUUCCCGACGAUAUUAGGUAUAAUCCUCAAAGCUUAGAGAAUAAACCUAAAGGUUUAGUUGACGCUUUAUCAAACUUCUUCACUCCAGGACUAAAACGGACUUCAAGAACUGCACUAAACUCCCUUCUUAAACCUGAAUCCAAAACCUGUGAUAAAGAUUCUGCUCGAUCUGAAGAACCGAAGAAAGUUCGACUCAGUGUUGAAGAGAACGAACACAAGGAUGAGGAGAGAAAGGAAGGUGACCAUGAGCGUAAACGUCACGCGUCUGCUGGACAACAGCAGGUGAAAAGUCUGUAUGACGGACUGAGUCACCUGUACAGCGACUGUGACUCUCGACUGCGAAGUGUACCGAUGACAAACUACAAUGAGAAAGGUCGGGGAGAGAAUUCAGGUCCUAUAGAUCCAACCAAGGCUGGGAAAAGUCCUGAAAGGAUAUCUAGUCCUCACAGGAUGAGUGAUACUGAGCUCAAAGAGUUGGAGAAGACUGGAGUAGAAAAGAAAGGAGGAGGAAAAGAAAAAGGAAACAAACGUGAGAAGAAGCGCUUGAAUGCUGCACUACCUGCCGGUGUGACGGAGAAGGAUGUACAGAUAUUUGCUACAGCGCAGGAUCAGGCCAAGGCUUUUCUUGCUGAGGAGAAUAAGGGGUUAUUGGCUCAUGAAGAACCUGCUACUCCAACUCCUAAGGUUCCCAGUACCCCUAAGGCCGUCCAUGGGACUCCUAAGGCCGGAACACCUCAUAACCGUGCUCCUGUAGUCCCUAGUUCUAGUCCAGGAACUUCGAUGCGUUCUCCCCAGAUGAUACAGUUUGGGAAAUACGAUAUAUCGACCUGGUACAGUUCACCAUAUCCUCAGGAGUAUGCUCGGUUACCUAAACUCUUCUUAUGUGAGUUCUGCUUAAAGUACAUGAAAUCUCGACCUAUUCUUGACAGACAUUUAACUAAAUGUCCCUGGAGAAGACCACCGGGUACAGAGAUAUACAGGAAGGAUGAAUUAUCAGUUUUUGAAGUGGAUGGGAACACGAAUAAGAUCUACUGUCAGAACCUCUGCUUAUUGGUUAAACUCUUCCUGGAUCAUAAAACCUUGUACUACGAUGUGGAACCAUUUCUCUUCUAUGUGCUCACUCAGAACGACUCCGCUGGUUGUCAUCUGGUUGGGUACUUCAGUAAGGAGAAGCACUGCUUGCAGAAAUACAAUGUGUCCUGUAUCAUGACAAUGCCGCACUGUCAGAGGAAGGGUUAUGGAAGGAUGCUCAUUGAUUUCUCUUACCUCCUCUCUAAACGGGAGAAACAACCGGGGACACCGGAGAAACCGUUGUCAGAUUUAGGUCGCGUUUCUUAUCAUUCAUACUGGAAAUCUGUUAUAUUAGAACACCUGAAAGGAAUGCGUGGCAGAGUGCACGUGACCCUAAACCAGUUGGUUGCAGAUACUGCACUUCAUCCGAGAGAUAUAGCAUUAGCAUUCAUGCUUCUAGGUUUUAUUCGGAAAUCUGUUGAUAAUAAGUUUAUCUUGGCUGUUGACUGGAACCGGGUUGACCAGCAUGCUGCAGCUGUAGCUGCAAACACAACCCGGAUACAGUUGGAUCCGGAUGCAUUGAUGUGGAGUCCUACUCCUCCUCCGGGCAUUCUUUUCGACAGUCCUAUGAAAUCUGAAGGAAGUGAAGCAGACUCAGACGUAGACAGUGAUCGGGAGGAACACAAGAACGAAAUAUCGGCUUUGGGAAACUCUAAAGGGUUGGUUGGCGGGGCGUCGGUAACAUCUAAACAUAGACGCAAAAAAUUAAGUCGGGCAAAUAAGUCCAGCUGUCACAGGGAAGUCAAGCGCGAAAGCGAUGGUGGAUCUGCUGAUGGCGAACAGUCUGAUGACUCAGACGUGGACAGUCCGACAAUCGGCGAUGCAAAAUAUCUUAAGUCGUCGGCAAAAGUUUCCCAAAAUCGUUCAAGAAGUUCUUUCUUGAAAUCACCAAAAAUGUCUGAUCAAAGGAAAGCAAGGAGAAAGUCUCGUAAAAUAGAAUCAAGUGAAGACAGUGACAAGUCCAUGGAUGACUCGGAACCUUUUCAUCGAGGUGGCCGAAAAGCUGCAAAGAAUGCUUCUUCAGCAAUUUCUAAAACUAUAUCAAAACAACAGAAGCGCAGUGAUUGUGAUGAAACAUCAAAAUCUGAUUCAGAAUCCGAGAAUGAGAGAAAUAUUUUGAAACAUCAAAGAAAGAAAGAAUCUACCAAGCACACGUCAAUUAGAGAUCGAGAUCUAAAGGAUAAAUCCAAGUUUAAACGGAACAUCUUGUUGGAGUCAGAUGAGAGCCAGGACGAGAACAAACCUCCUGAGAAAUCUGUUCAGUCAAGUAAGAAAAAAGAAGAAAGAUUGCGAGCUGAGGUUAAAAAGAUAUCAGUUUCAAACCCUGUGAUAAGUGAAGAUAAUUCCGACCACAUGCCUGAGCUCGAACCUCAAGUCCAGGUCACUAUUCCAAAAUCUAAGGAGAAACCCAUUUAUCCAUCUGAGAAAAAAGAUAAGAAAUCGGAAAAAAUCAAACAGAAGUCGCUGAAGGACUAUAUGAAAAAAGACAGGACAGAGCAUAGGAAAUCUGAGUCCUUGAAGAAAGAAUCCAAAACUGGGGAAAAAUCCGUAAUUGAUAAAGGUCAGAGACAUGCUAUUGAAAAGAAUUUUGGCAUUAAUCAAGGAUAUUUAACAGCUUUCGAGUCUUUCAUACAACUUGACAAUACGACAGAAGAAAGCAUGCCCGAAAAGAUCAUCUCACCAGUAAAACAAAAUGACAAAUUAGACAAACUAAUGCAAAUUAUGGAUAAGAAAAGCCCUGAACAGAAGUCAAAAAACUUGUUAUGUGGAAGAGGAACCGGCAAGACAGAAUCAAAUAAUGUAUUAUUAACACCAUCUUCACUACAUCCUAAGAACGCUCUCAAGGCAGAAAAAAGAAAAGAAAUCGAGCGGGAGCGGUUAGAGAAACAAAAACAUAAAAAAGGCUUAUUUGAUUCUCAUUUGGAUACUAAGACUGGCAAUAGAAAAGAUCGGGAACGAGAGUUGAAUAAAGAAAAGGAAAGAAUCGAAGAAAAAGAGAAGACUAACGAUAGGUUAGAGAAAGAAAAGCUGAGGAUAGAAACUGAAAGGAUAGAGGCUGAAAAGCUCAAAGAACUGGAGGACAUCAAAAGAAAGGAAAGGUUAGAACGGAAAAAACUAGAAAGAGAAGAAAGGAAGCGUCAAGAAAAGGAAAUGAAAGAGAAAUUAGAAAAGGAAAAAGAAAAGUUAAAAGAGAAUGAGCUCAUGAUGAUGGAAAAGCGGAAGAAGAUUCAAGAAAAUCGCUUAGCAGAACAAAGUCGACAGGAGAAACUUUCCAUAGCCUUGCCUUCAACUACUCCUGAACAUUCCAAGCUUUCAGAUGGCUCUCCUCCAUCUAAACCAGUCGAAACGCCUUGUUCUGACGACUCGAAACCUAGGCUUAGUGACGCUGAGACAGAUGUUAAAACUCCUAAAAAGUUAAAACGCUGGCUUCCUGAGAAUGAGAGUCCUGAUCCUAAGAAGAAUUUUAUUAAAAAGCAUCAGGAGCAGCUUGAGGAACAAGCCCGUCUCUCCUCUCAGGAGGUCUCAUCCAACAGGGAAGGUUCCAAGGAUUCUGCAAAGAUGAGGAAUAUUGGGCCCAAUAUUGAGGAGAAGCAUGAUUCUAUGUGGGAGAAUCUUGGUUAUAAUUCUGGAGAUGAUGUUGUUAAGUUUAGUGAUGAACAGCUCAAUAAAAAUCCUCCCCUAAAACCUGAACUGAAAGCUGAGGAGGAGGAAACUGUUGACAGACCUGAACCUAAACCUCAAACUGCCGAGGUUGCUCCCAUUGAAACAACUGUUGAAGUUGAGGUUGCCAAAGCUCCAGAAGAACUUAAUGUACCUGAACCAUUAGUUGAACCCACUUCCUGUAUGGAGCAGGAGAAAUUACAACAACAGCAACUUCAGCAACAGUCUUCUAGCCAACAGGAACCACAGCAAUGUAAUCAACAGCAAGCACAACAACAAUUGCCACAGGUUCCAAUUGAGCAGUGUGCUGUUCUUCAGGAGCAGCAGAGAAAAUUGGAGCAACAGCAACUUCAACCUCCUGUUCAAAUGGAGCAUCAACAUAUUGAACAUCAAACAAUGGAGCAGCAGCAGCUAGAGCACCAUAUUGAUGCUACCCAACAGCACAUGGAGCACAACCACCUUGAGCAACAGCAACAACAACAGCAGCAGCAUGAAGCUACUCAGCAACAGUAUAUGGGAGAUAUGAGCGGGGGUUACUAUCCAACUGGAGAUACAGGGGAAGCGGGAAAUCAAUUCUAUGGAACUAAUGAUAAGACAGAGCAAGGACAAACAAUGGGAGUUUAUACUCCAGACUCGAGUACAAACUCUGUACAUUCUAUGCAUGGGUUUCCAGGGCAUGCUGGAGAUGGUGGCGAGUUCCAUGGAGGAACUGGAGAUACAUCAACAGAAUACCAUCCUGCUACUGAUACUAACCCGGAGUAUCAACACUCUGCUGCAGAUACAUCUGCAGAAUACUCGCAUGCUGAACCCUCAGAAUCUGUUCAUAACUCAACUGUGAUGGAAAGUCCGAACAGUAUUGGUAGUGUAGAGAUACCUCAGGUUUAUGACAGCAUGUCUGGGCAUCAUAGGUUACCAGCCAACUCACCCCAGCAACAGCUCUCAGCAAUGCAUAGUAGUAUGACAAAGCUAAGUCCACAUCAUCAACAAGGAAUCACGGCUCAAUCCCCUCAUCCACUUCCCAUACAGUCUCCUCAUCCUCAACCCUCACCUCACAACCAACAAUCCUCGCCUCAUCCUCAGAUAAUACCUCAGAACACAUAUACUAGUAUCCCCCAUCAGUCCCCUACACCUCAACCUACAUAUCCAACCAGUAGAUCUUCUCAAUCGUCUAAAUCUCCCCGUCAGCACAACAGACAAGCAGCAGCACAUUUAUCCGCUCAACAACAAGCUGCUCAUCAAGCAUUCACAGCCCAAUAUAUCCAGCAGUAUGGAGCAGCGAUGAAGCAGCAUUCUGCCAACCAAAUGUAUCGACAUGAUCCUGCAGCAUUUACAAUGUUUUCUGGAACCAUGUUCCCAGCAACUACAGGUGUAGGACACACUCCACCUUCUUUACCUUCACAUCAUGCUUCUAGAUCUGCUCAUCACAUGGAUCCACAUGUUCAACAGGUGGCUUCAGCUCAGGCGGGAUUUUAUCCAAAUCAGCAACAUCCCAGCGGGCAUCCUUCAAGUCUAGUCUCUCUUCAGCAGUUAACACAGCGUCUAGAUUUCCUUCCUCCUGUUCCACAACACACCACUCCUCCUAAAUCUCCACCAAGACAAGCCAAAACUACAAAAUCCUCCCGAACAGCAUCUUCUGGAAGUGUACCCGCUGUUCCACCCACUCAUCAUGGUUUAGCACUACCUGGAUACGGGUAUCCUACUCAUGGUAGCGGAGUGUCCUCUCAGCGGGGGACAGUACAGUCACGUUCACCCAAUGUUACAAUUAAUCCAAGUCUCAUGCAGUACAACGCCAUGCAGUACAAUGCAUACAAUGCUGCUAUGCUCAAUCCUGCGCUGGUUAACCAGAUGUAUCCUGGCCACUAUGAUCCUCAGCGGGGAGCCAGCUCCCAGAUGUAUGGAUACGGUCCUCCUUACAACAUUUAUCAUCGUUGAUAUAAUUCUCUCCUCUAGUUGGCUGUGUUCAUCAUACAUAUUAAGAUGGAUUAGUGUGAUCUCGACAUUUAGGACUUGUCUUUCAAGAAUAUAAUUGAUGUGCGAGCAUAGAUUACACAGAUAGGACAAGUCGUAGUUCUACCCGGAGAACUUAGUACGGUUUACGUUUCAACCUUUCAAUAAUUAUCAACAUACAAACUAUUUGUGUAAUCUGUGUGUAUGUGAGCCUCAGCACAGCUCUGGAUUCAAUCAGCCUCAACCGUAUUUACUGUUGUUUUUCAAUAAUUAUUUUAAAUAUGUAUUGGAAGUUUAAUAAAAUAUCAAUUGUAAUUUUGUUGUUGCUGUCGUCUACUGUGUUAUAAUAGUACACUGUGGACAAUGAUAAAUAAAUGAAAUUUAAUGAAA
This is a messenger RNA of Eurytemora carolleeae, 9791 nucleotides long. RefSeq names its product histone acetyltransferase KAT6A. The transcript is spliced from 18 exons. The coding region runs from base 120 to 9386 and encodes 3088 amino acids. The record is from RefSeq and is a predicted model, not a curated record. Gene Ontology annotation, biological process: regulation of DNA-templated transcription. Gene Ontology annotation, cellular component: MOZ/MORF histone acetyltransferase complex. Gene Ontology annotation, molecular function: DNA binding; histone acetyltransferase activity. NCBI's taxonomy places the organism in Eukaryota, Metazoa, Arthropoda, Copepoda, Calanoida, Temoridae.